UGUCUCGCACCACAACUCACCACACACUUCACCCACUCACCAAACUCUCAAAAAACGACACCGUAAUCAUCGAAGAUGUCAGGACGCGGAAAGGGAGGCAAAGGCCUGGGCAAGGGCGGAGCGAAACGGCACCGUAAGGUCCUCCGCGACAACAUCCAGGGCAUCACCAAGCCGGCGAUUCGGAGGCUAGCCAGAAGAGGCGGGGUGAAGAGAAUCAGCGGGCUAAUCUACGAGGAGAGCAGAGGCGUCCUCAAGAUCUUCUUGGAGAACGUGAUCCGUGACGCUGUGACGUACACCGAGCACGCCCGCCGGAAGACGGUCACCGCCAUGGACGUCGUCUACGCUCUCAAGAGGCAGGGUAGGACCCUAUACGGAUUCGGGGGUUAACUUUGUGAAUUCAGUCGUCGGGUUCCGAAUGGGUCGGAGUUUUAGAUUCGGGUUGUAAUUUGUCGCAAAAGUUUGGAAAUUGAAAGGAUUUUUGUUUUUA
Messenger RNA from Pyrus x bretschneideri (Chinese white pear), 487 nucleotides. RefSeq names its product histone H4. Lineage: Eukaryota; Viridiplantae; Streptophyta; Magnoliopsida; Rosales; Rosaceae. The transcript has a single exon. Gene Ontology annotation, molecular function: protein heterodimerization activity; DNA binding; structural constituent of chromatin. Gene Ontology annotation, cellular component: nucleosome. The record is from RefSeq and is a predicted model, not a curated record. The coding region runs from base 76 to 387 and encodes 103 amino acids. Gene Ontology annotation, biological process: nucleosome assembly.